Messenger RNA from Fusarium poae, 804 nucleotides. RefSeq lists its product as uncharacterized. The coding region runs from base 1 to 804 and encodes 267 amino acids. NCBI's taxonomy places the organism in Eukaryota, Fungi, Ascomycota, Sordariomycetes, Hypocreales, Nectriaceae. The record is from RefSeq and is a predicted model, not a curated record. The transcript has a single exon.
AUGCUGCCAAGGUUAUCGUUACUCUUCCAUUCUUUGUUUGUCCCUCUCUCGUUCGCGCGCGACAACAACAACGAUACCACCACGACCCAAUAUGCUGCCACCAGCGGUACAGUCUGGGCCACGCCCCACGAUAGUUACUCGUCGUCAAUAGGCGUUCUCGGUUGUAAAGUCGACACGAAUCGCAUCGCUUAUUGGCCCAAUUCCAUCGAUUGCGACAAUAUCUGCAUUUCUCUGACCUACCAAGACCGCUCCGUCUAUCUCCUCCGCAUCGAUCAAUCCCAAGGCGCACACGAUGUCAGCUACGAUGCGUGGAAUUACCUCUACACUGGCUACAGCGCCACCGACAAACCUACAGCCGGCGGUCCUAUCGAAAUGACAUACGAAAACGUCGAUGCCUCCAAAUGCAAACACUUGAUCGAUACAAAGGGUAGCAAAUUACCCCUCAGCGCCGCCAACAGCAUGAACUUCCUCACGAGCUGCCUCGAUCGCAACAGCAGCACCUGGGUCGGCGACAAUUACGUCCUGUAUAACAUCCUCGACUCCAUCUGUACGCUUGGUCACGACGAGAAGUGCGAGCUGGACUACCCCGCCGCGAACCAGGCCGAGUGUCCUCAUACAAUGGGCGUCCCAGAUGAAUUAAAGGGUCAGACGGUAUACAAUAUUCGGUAUCCCAGUGGAGAAAAGGUCAGCGCCGCGGACGGAAAGCCUGCAGAUGAGGACGGCGCGUCGGGGGUGAAGCAGCCGAGCGGCAACGUUCUGGCAUUGGUGGUUUUGUUCUCGGCUUGUCUUGUCUUUGGUAUAUAG